This is a messenger RNA of Arachis duranensis, 2923 nucleotides long. RefSeq lists its product as uncharacterized. The transcript is spliced from 11 exons. Gene Ontology annotation, molecular function: protein binding. NCBI's taxonomy places the organism in Eukaryota, Viridiplantae, Streptophyta, Magnoliopsida, Fabales, Fabaceae. The record is from RefSeq and is a predicted model, not a curated record. Bases 294 to 2777 code for a protein of 827 amino acids.
AAACCCUCAGAGUGGUAUGUUGUUGAGUUUGUGUGUGUGAGAGAGUCUCUGUCGCUCGCUGUGCCUCCAAACUCCAAACCCGCUUUUCUUUGAGUUUCCGACUGCGAACAAGACAAACAAACAAACACCCACCGGAACCCUACCCUCUCCCAUCUUCUCCUCUUUCUUCUCUCUCUCUCCUCGUGAUUUCUUAUUCGCUUUCGCAUUCGCGUCUUUGAACUCGAAACCCCAUUCUUCUUCUUCGUUUUUCUUUUCCCUCUUCCUUUCGUGUUUCCUGGGGCUGUGAAGAGAGAAUGGUAGCUGGUAGUGGGAGUGGUUCUCCGAGGGCUGAGGGUGGAAACGGUAAUAACACACAGAUACUGUCGGCGAGAGUGCGAAGAACCAUUCAAUCCAUCAAAGAAAUCGUUGGGAACCAUUCUGAUGCUGAUAUCUAUGUCGCUCUCAAGGAAACAAACAUGGAUCCUAACGAUGCUGCUCAGAAAUUGCUCAACCAAGAUCCAUUCCAUGAGGUGAAGAGAAGGAGAGACCGAAAGAAGGAGCCUCAAAAUGUUGGGAACCCAGUCCCUGUCAACCCACGAAGGAAUUCUGAGAAUGUUGGUCAAGGAAAGAAAUAUAAUACCCCUUCUGAACAUAAUAAUGUUCGAAGAACAAACUAUUCUCGGAAUACCUUACCUGGCAUCAGCAGAGAGUUUCGAGUUGUCAGAGACAAUAGAGUAAAUCACAUAUAUAAAGAAGUAAAGCCUCCUUCAGUGCAAUGCACAACAUCUACCAAUGAGCAGUCAAUUGUGAACACUUCUGAAAAAGGAUCAUCAACUGCUUAUAGUAAUCAAAGGUCAUUUGGUGCAAGAAAUAUAUCGCAGGCUCUAAAUGGUCCUCCUAAUUCACAUGGAAGAUACUCAAAAGAUGCUAUUCCAAAUGCCAGUGACAGAAAAUUUACACCUGCUAAGGAAGGUGCAACAUCAAAUAUAGCAUCACAAGAGCAACCAACAAAGCCCAAUAACAACCAGAAUUCUACAACUGUGACAUCAACCAGUUCUGCUAUUGGGGUUUAUUCCUCUUCAACAGAUCCAGUUCAUGUCCCCUCCCCUGAUUCCAGAUCAUCAGGUGUUGUAGGGGCGAUUAGGCGUGAAGUGGGGGUUGUUGGUGGACGUAGACAGGCUUCAGACAACUCGGUCAAACAAUCAUCCGUUCCUAGUUCUUUUGCUAAUACUCUUACUGGAAAAGAUGUUAGCAGGCCAUCCAUGAGCAAUCAAUAUAACGGUCGACCACAUCAACAACUUGUGGGACAUCAGAGAGUUACUCAGCAUAAUAAAGAGUGGAAACCUAAAUCAAGCCAGAAGUUGAGUAAUAAUGGUCCCGGGGUGAUUGGAACACCUAAAAAGCUUGCGUCAACUCCAGUGGAAAACUCUAAGGAUACGGAAUCAGAUACUACAAAGCUGCAAGAUAAACUUUCCCAAGUAAAUAUCAGUGAGAACCAGAAUGUGAUUAUUGCACAGCAUAUUCGAGUUAGAGACACUGAUCGUGCUCUGCUGACUUUUGGUAGCAUUGGGACAGAAUUUAAUUCCUCAAGACAUCAACCUAACAAUAUAGGAGUUGCUGAGAAAUCAAAUGAGGAAUCUACUGCCAGCUUGACAGUGCCUGCUUCAGAGUUGUCCGCUGAUGAUGUUCCUGGGAGCAAGCAGGUAGACUUGCAGGAAGACCACAUCAGAAAUCCUGUAUCUGACUCUCCAGCAUCUGGUGCUACUGAGCUGCAAUUGCAUGAUAACAGAGGAUCCUCAAGUCCUCAGAAUCAGGGUCCUUAUGGCAGUAUUAGGUUGGUUCGUGAAAGUAGUCCUUCUUAUGUGCCUGCUGAGUCACAGCAUCAGCAAGAUUCUCAUGAUAUGCCUGGAUUUGCGGCCUAUGAUCCUCCAACUGGUUACGACAUGCCUUAUUUCAGACCCACAAUAGAUGAUACUCUCCGAGGGCAGGGUCUACCAUCACCUCAAGAGGGUGUGCAGGGCUUAAGUUCCCACGUGGCCAAUAGUGUUCCCGCUUCCACAGUUUCCAUGGUGCAACCUCCUGUGGCACAGAUGUAUCCACAAGUACAUGUUUCACAUUUUGCUAAUCUUAUGCCGUAUCGUCAGUUCUUGUCACCAGUCUAUGUUCCACCAAUGGCUAUGCCUGGAUAUUCAAGUAAUCCUCCCUAUCCUCAUCCAACAAAUGGCAGCAGUUACUUGUUGAUGCCUGGAGGUAAUUCCCAUCUUAAUGCGAAUAGCCUUAAAUACGGAGUUCAGCAGUUCAAGCCUGUUCCUGCUGGAAGUCCUAAUGGGUUUGGGAAUUUUGCUAAUCCAACCGGGUAUGCCAUGAUGCCUCCUGGUGUGGUUGGGGGUGCAACAGCUUUAGAAGAUUCUUCUCGUGUCAAGUACAAAGAUAAUCUUUAUGUUCCAAAUCCUCAGGCCGAGACAUCAGAAAUCUGGAUACAGAAUCCAAGGGAGCUUCCUGGCAUGCAAUCGGCUCCAUACUAUAACUUGCCAGCGCAAACACCUCAUGGUGCCUAUAUGCCAUCGCACACCGGCCAUGCCUCGUUCAAUGCAGCAGCAGCUCAAUCUUCACACAUGCAGUUUCCUGGCAUGUAUCACACUCCGCCACAGCCAACUCCAAUGGCUAACCCUCAUCAUUUAGGACCAGCGAUGGGAAACAAUGUUGGAGUUGGAGUGGCUCCAGCUGCACCUGGACCACAGGUUGGUGCAUAUCAGCAGCCCCAGUUAGGUCACCUCAAUUGGACUACAAAUUUCUGAAGGGGAAAACAAGAAACCAUGAAAUCUAACCCUGUGUGUACAAGGGACUGAAGCAGAUAUAGGAAAAAAAAUGGUAGUUUUUUAUUUGUGAAAUGAAUAACAUUUUUUUUUUUCUCUCCAAUAUGCAUUGAGGCAUUUAAGUUUUC